AUGGAUGAAACCGGCGACGUCGAGAUGGAGGCAGGGCAGGAGGGCGCAGAGAAAACGGAGCAACAAAUGGAGGAAGAGCGAGAAAAGCACAGGCGCAGGGCUCAGCGGUUUGGAACGCCCUAUGUCGAACCCAGAAAAUGCAACGGACCCAAGAGCAAAACUCCCGUGGAGAAGCAGAAGAAAGAAAAGAGGCACAAGGGCAAAAACAGACCUGCAGGGGCACGUGUGCAGGAUCAAAUCAGCGCUGAGGAACUGGAGGCUCGCAAACGCAGGGCUGAAAAAUUCGGUCCAGUGCAAGAAAUGCAGCCGGCAGUGAAGAAACUCAAGCUCAUCAACAGACCAUUUCCUGAACGGCUACUGCUUGAGGGACGAAUUGAUGCGGAUCCAAGCCUUCGUCGGCGCUUGGACACUGUCCAUAUGUAUGGGGUGGACUUAAUGAGCUCAAAGGAUGUACUCCGGUACUUUACAGACUAUGGGCCAACGUAUGUGGAGUGGAUCAAUGACUCCUCAUGUAAUAUUGUUUUUGGCGAUGGUGGCAGUGCAAUGCGUGCCAUAUCAGAAUUGGGAACCCCUGUGUCUGUGCCAGAAGCUGGUGCAAAAGACCCACCAGGUGAAUCUGGGGGCCCAAACGCUGAUGAGGGCAUGAAGAUGGAGACAGAUGGUCCAAAGAUGGACACCGAAGACUCAAAGACCGAGAAAGACGGUGCAACCCCUGACCCAAAUUAUGUUGGAAUGUACCAUUGGCAUCGAGGUCAUCCAUUCAUCAAGUCGAAGGAAGCUCCGGCCAUUCACCUCAUGUUUCGUAUGGCUACCAAUGAGGAUCGAAAACCUGAUGCACCCAAGCAGACACGAAAACUAUGGAGGUUGCCCAUGUCAAAGGCUACCCGCAUUCAAAAAUUGGAUGCAACUGAGGGCGGUAAGGGUCAGCAGAAUGUAACAGAAGAGCAGAGCAAAAGAGUGGGUAUGACUCCAAGCGCCAAGAAGAACUUGAGAAAGAGGCAGAGGCGCAAGGCCCAAAAGGAAAAAGAGCACAUGGGUGGGCCAAAAGGUGACGAUGUUGGCACUGGCAGCACUGGAGGGCAGCAGGGCGUAGAGGACUUACGUGGCCUGAUUACACGGCUCCGGCUAAGCCCUGCAUCUGGAAAAGAGGGGCGAAAGCCAGACACAGGGUCGAAAAUUGAGGCACCAGCUGGCCACGAUACAUUCACGAUGGGAUCAGCAAAUAAUGAUGCAAGGUCCAGCGAUGGGAAUUUGGGACAGGAUGCAAAGAUGCCCUCCAAUGUGGGGAAUUCGGCACCAAUGGUAGUUGAGUGA
This is a messenger RNA of Ostreobium quekettii, 1314 nucleotides long. The record is from the annotation of a GenBank genome assembly. Lineage: Eukaryota; Viridiplantae; Chlorophyta; Ulvophyceae; Bryopsidales; Ostreobiaceae.